This is a messenger RNA of Rhinocladiella mackenziei CBS 650.93, 1140 nucleotides long. RefSeq lists its product as uncharacterized. Gene Ontology annotation, molecular function: ubiquitin protein ligase activity. Bases 1 to 1140 code for a protein of 379 amino acids. NCBI's taxonomy places the organism in Eukaryota, Fungi, Ascomycota, Eurotiomycetes, Chaetothyriales, Herpotrichiellaceae. Gene Ontology annotation, biological process: protein monoubiquitination; protein polyubiquitination. The record is from RefSeq and is a predicted model, not a curated record. The transcript has a single exon.
AUGAGUGAAGGCGGUCUCCAAGAGCAUGGAUACAGGCUGGUGCUACGGCGAACCAUUGAUCUCCAAACCACACGCCUUCGAAUUAUCAUCAAUCUCUAUUACUCACUUUAUUUCGUCGUACACCACUUGAUGGCAGAGCAUUCACACGAGAACGAAAUAGUGCCGAGUAUUGCAGAGCCUUCGAGCCUAGUACGCUCAGAACAAUGCGUUAUUUGUCUUGAUCUCAUCUCCGAGAAGGCAGUCGCCUUACCUUGUCAGCAUGAACAAUUUGAUUUUCCCUGCCUAGGUACAUGGCUCCAACGACAGCAGGUCUGCCCGUUAUGUAAAGCCGAAGUCAAGGCUAUCAAAUUCAAUUUCGAUGAGCUAGCAAAAGGAGGAAGCAAGAUCUUCCAUCUGCCUGCGCUUGAAUUCCCGUCUUCAGGACGACGUGGCAACGGUACUGUUGGGGGUCGUGACCGACAGCGAAGACUGAGGCACGGACGACAAUAUUCAAGAGAAGGGCGAAAUUUACCGGCGGGAAAUGCACAUACUGAAGAACGAAAAGAAUCGUCCCUCGACUUUCGCAGGCAUGUCUACCGCAACCAGCUCUAUUCCCUCCACGUCGGGACCAAUCGAAUCUCGCGCUACCGCAAUCUUGCACCAGCAUCUUUCAUUCAGGACGAACGUCUAACAUCCAGGGCCCGAAUGUGGAUCAGACGAGAGCUCCAAGUCUUUGACUUCCUGAAUUCAAAUUCGUUACCAUCUUCGAAGGGGAGAUCUACCGACCGACGAGCGAACAAUGCUGACUUCCUCUUGGAGUAUAUUAUCGCCAUUCUCAAGUCCAUCGAUCUGAAAGGCAGUACGGGUCAGGCUGAGGAGUUGUUGAAGGAUUUCCUUGGAAGAGACAAUGCGAGAUUAUUUUUGCACGAACUGGAAGCCUGGUUAAGGAGCCCCUAUGAAUACCUGAGAGAUUGGGAUCGUGCUGUGCAAUAUGCGAUAACAGAACCAAACGAAACUAGGACGAGUCGAUUUCAAGGCGGCACCGAAUCCUACCGCCAUCCGAGACCGUCUUCGUCUUCGAAUGAUACGAUAUCUGUGCCCCGUUGGUUUUCGGACAGAUUUGUACUUGAAGAUGACCCUAUUCGAACUGGACCGAUCUGA